This is a messenger RNA of Cloeon dipterum, 2093 nucleotides long. RefSeq names its product inositol-trisphosphate 3-kinase-like protein (gene IP3K1). The record is from RefSeq and is a predicted model, not a curated record. Gene Ontology annotation, biological process: inositol phosphate biosynthetic process. Gene Ontology annotation, cellular component: cytoplasm; nucleus. Gene Ontology annotation, molecular function: inositol tetrakisphosphate kinase activity; inositol-1,4,5-trisphosphate 3-kinase activity. Lineage: Eukaryota; Metazoa; Arthropoda; Insecta; Ephemeroptera; Baetidae. The coding region runs from base 292 to 1494 and encodes 400 amino acids. The transcript has 12 exons.
AGAAUAGUUUACUCAGUUUACUGAUGGAGCGCUGCCGCUGCAAGUGAGCUAUGGUAGCCGAGCGUCUAACUUAAAACGGAGCACCAUCAACCGGAUUUUUUAUCAGUAAACACAGCAAACAAAAGGAGCAAUAUCAGCGGUCGCAGGUUACCUUAUCGCUUUCGGCUUUUUUGGCGCUCAACCGUAGACACUGCGACGCCGGCAACAGUUUGAAUUGAAGCUGCUGCGGUCCUCCGCCCCUCACAUGCUUGGUUGCCUGUUGUCCCACUGUCCAGGCCUGUCCACGCAGACAUGGCUGCCACGAUCACCGAAUUUCCGCCACACACCUACUCGACCACUUUUUUCAGUCGUAAUGUUUUGCGAGAGAUAAUUUCCAAGCGUGAUAAGCGAAAUAAGAGCGAUUCCUCGAAGCACGAGUCGCACACCGGCAAACCGGCCAAGGCCUGGCGCAAGAACAACGCCAAGAAUCACCAUGAAACCAGCCACAAACCAGGGACUGCUAACAACGCAGAGGAAGAAGACAUGACCCUGUUGAAGUAUUUGGCCUUGAAUGCUCUUGAGCUAGGCUCACCAGCCAGCGGCCUACCCCUGAAGUUCAGCAGCAAUGAAACUUCAGGAUGGCUUCAACUGUCAGGCCAUCCGGACAGUUUCGCAAUAGCCGGACCUGGCACCAUUUGGAAGAAAACCACCUUGGAAGACGGUGAAAUCAGAGUUUAUGAGGCCCUGCAGCAGCAGAAAAAUGACCCUGCCUACUGCAUCGUGCCCAAGUUCUACAGGAAGGUGGAGUUCAAAAGCGAACUGUUCAUCGAGCUGGAAGACCUGCUCAGCGACUUCAAUGACCCUUUCGUGAUGGACAUUAAAAUGGGCACCAGGACUUUCCUAGAAUCUGAAGUCUCCAGGACAAACGCGCGGCCCGACCUUUAUCAAAAGAUGGUGCGGGUCGACAGCAAUGCUCCUACCCAAGAAGAACACAAAGCUCAGGCUGUGACCAAGCUCAGGUACAUGAGGUUCAGAGAGCAGCAGUCGUCGACGAGCACCCUUGGCUUCAGAAUAGAAGCCAUGAAGGUAAAUUUUAUGAAGGGAUGCGAGCCUGUGCGGGACCUGCAGAAAGUGUGCUCACAGCGGGACGUGCAGGCAGUGUUGUCCUUGUUCCUGCAGGGCAAAGAACAAAACAAGCAGAGUCUAUUGAAGCGUCUCAAGAAAAUCAGAACGGCAUUCGAAGAAUCAAAUUUUUUCAAGUACAAUGAGGUGGUAGGCUCCAGUCUACUGCUAGUUAGGGAAAAUGCUAAAGUGGGUGCUUGGCUCAUCGACUUCGCGAAGGCGAGGUCAUCAGACAUCCCUCUUGACCACCGGUCGCCUUGGUGCGACGGCAACCACGAGGAAGGCUUUUUGUUUGGCCUUGACACGCUUAUUGAGACUGUGGAUCAGUGUGAUUUGAAAGUUUUGCAGACCUCCAGGCUAGAAAAAAUCGUGCGCAGCUUGCCGUGGAAGUAAGAAACUCUAAAGCUGAGUGGACCAUCUUUGAAAUAUGUCAGUGGGUGCCCUUGGACAAAAAACAAACUCUGGUAGUCGACAAUUAUGCCGGCUGGACUCCUGAAGAGCCACCUAUGUCAUUACAUGUAAAAAAAAAUGGUUUCGCGCCACCAGACACACGGCUCAGUGUUGCAAGACGCGCGUGGAGCAAUUACACUGCAUUGUAACUAUUACGUUUUGACGUGGUUUUGCAAAUAAUGCAGACCUUGUGCACCGCGCCAAAGGAGAGUCACGUGCAGGGCUCUGAAGCUGCCAGUUAUGAAUAUUAAAUAAAUGCGAACUGCGGCUGAGACGCCCAAGGAAUAAUUAUCGCUUUCACCCCGCCGCGCCUGAAUGGAAAUCGACCGAAGAGCGUGCACUAGACUAUUCGUCGUUUUUUUUGUGUGUGAUUGCUGCCUUUUUUAAACUGCGUUCGCAAACAGGACACGAGAUUCUAAUAUGUGUAAAAGACUCAAUUUGUGGUGAGACUUGUGUACCAAAAAGUAGAUGGUAUAUCAAUUGUUUAUGAUAAUUAAAUAUGAAACAUUUUUACAAUAAAUGAAAUGAUUUUCUGAUAUUUA